Salvelinus namaycush (lake trout) is the source of this 2669-nucleotide messenger RNA. Its product is annotated as phosphorylase b kinase gamma catalytic chain, skeletal muscle/heart isoform-like. The coding region runs from base 332 to 1516 and encodes 394 amino acids. Gene Ontology annotation, molecular function: ATP binding; calmodulin binding; phosphorylase kinase activity. The record is from RefSeq and is a predicted model, not a curated record. Gene Ontology annotation, biological process: glycogen biosynthetic process; protein phosphorylation. The transcript has 10 exons. Lineage: Eukaryota; Metazoa; Chordata; Actinopteri; Salmoniformes; Salmonidae. Gene Ontology annotation, cellular component: phosphorylase kinase complex.
UUAACCCGUGUGUUAUUUCAUGAAUAUGAAGAAGAUAUGUGUACACGCGUAGAGUGCCUGUGCUCUUCAACUAGUACGGAUUUAUUUUUGGCAUCUGACAUUAGCAUUUGCCCUUUUCCUAUGUUAGCACUGUCCACCAUGAAGACUGACCAGAUGUGUUGAUAUCGUUAGUGAGCCAGUUGCUCGUUUGUUCGUUAUAUUAUAUCCCAUUAAGUGUUUGGAUGAUGGAUCUAACGGCUUUGUAAGGACUAUACACGCAUUGAUUGAUACGCUUGUGGGUAGCAGCAUCAGUAUAGUAGUCUAGUAGCCUUAGAUAACCAGUCACGCCAACAUGACCAAAGAGGACGAGAUCCCGGAUUGGGUGGGAGCUCAGGAGUUCUAUGGCAAAUAUGACCCCAAGGAGAUCCUGGGAAGGGGGGUGAGUAGCGUGGUGCGACGUUGUAUUCAUAAACAAACCCAACAGGACUAUGCAGUCAAAAUCAUUGACGUCACUCCUUCUGACAAGAUCUCAGCUGCAGAGAUCGAGGAGAUCAAAGAGGCCACAGUGAAGGAGAUUGAUAUUCUCAAAAAAGUCUAUGGAAUGGACAACAUCAUACAGCUGAAGGACUGCUAUGAGUCUAAAGCCUUCUUCUUCCUGGUGUUUGACCUGAUGAAGAGAGGAGAGCUGUUUGACUACCUCACAGAAAAAGUAACUCUGAGUGAGAAGGAAACCAGGAAGAUCAUGCGUGCCCUGCUGGAGGUGGUUAAGUUCCUCCACGACGAGAACAUCAUCCACAGAGACCUGAAGCCUGAAAAUAUCCUGCUGGACGACAACAUGGAUAUUAAGCUCACUGACUUUGGCUUCUCCCUACAGAUUGAGCCCGGACAGACACUCAACGAAGUGUGUGGGACCCCUGGAUACCUGGCUCCUGAGAUCAUUGAGUGCUCCAUGGACCCCAACCACAGGGGAUAUGGGACUGCAGUCGACAUAUGGAGUUCAGGGGUGAUCUUGUACACCCUGCUAGCUGGAUCCCCUCCCUUCUGGCACAGAAAACAGAUGAUGAUGCUUCGUAUGAUCCUAGCUGGGAACUACGACUUCACCUCUCCUGAAUGGGACGACCGCUCCGACACUAUCAAAGACCUAAUCUCCAGGAUGUUGGUGGUAAACCCAGAUCAGCGUUACACAGCCCAAGACUGCCUGAACCACCCCUUCUUCCAGAAGUAUGUGGUGGCUGAAGUACGACACUUCACCCCCAAGAGGAGGUUCAAGGUCGUCUGCAUGACAGUGCUGGCCGUGAUGCGCAUCUACUGUAAUUUCCGCCGCGCCCAGCCUAUCUCCAAGGAGGUGAUCAAGAACGACCCGUACGCCAUCAAGCCCAUCCGCAAGCUGAUCGACGCCUGUGCCUUCAAGAUCUACGGUCACUGGGUCAAGAAGGGCCAGACCCAGAACAGAGCCGCCCUGUUCGAGAACACUCCCAAGGCCAUCCUGCUGUCCAUAGCAGCAGAGCCCGAGGACUCCUCCAUGCACUCCUGGUAAUGACGAUGAUGCUGCUGUUUGUUUCUCAGUCCAGGUCCUGAGAGGAGGGAGGUGGGACUUUACAUAAGCAUUCCAUCUGUCCCAAUUCUCUAUCAUUUUUAAAUCAAUGGUUUUGAAUGUGGGAGGAGUGUACAGCUGCACACGUCAGGAGAAAGAACAGAAUUGGGCUGGUAUGUCGUUGGGCUCAGCUCAGGAUUUAAUUGGGCUGAUUGAAGCAUGGGAGUGACACAAUAACAAAAAAAACUUUGGGUGGGACACUUUAGAGAUGAGAUAUAUAUUGUUCUUUGUAUUGGAGGGGCUUGCACACCUGAUUCAAUUCGUCACUAAUCAUCAAUGCCUUAUAUGGGUGAAUCAGGUGAGCUAGUUUAGAGCUACAACAAAAUUGUUAAACAUCUGGGUGUACCAGAGGAGAGGUUUGAGAACCACCGUUUUAAACAAUAGAUUGAUUAUAACGAAGACGUGGGAAAUGUCCUAGAACCUGCACCUGCACUGAGGAAUAUUGGUCCGCUGUGUUUAGUACGGAACAAAUAGCUAGACGACAUCCACAGUGAAAUAUCUGUUUAUAACAAUCACUUAUCUAGAGCUUAUACCCUUAACUCAACAUUGAUAAAGAAUGGUGUCCAUUCUAUUAUAUAGAUUUCUGUGUUCUGAAAUAUUGCACCCUACUGAAUUAUUCCUAGAUAUGAAGUGUUACAUUAUGGUUAAAAAGGUCAUUUCAACUGUAUGAGCUUCAACACAGCACAUAAAUUCCAUAUGCAUACAGUGUUAUGUAAAAGACUAUGCUCUGCCUGCAAAGCUUCUUAGUACUAUGUAGCUAGUGAUUUUCUUCCCUUUGCUCAGUAUGUGCAAUGAACCCUGCAUGCGUGAACUGGCAUGCACUAAGACAUGUGCAUUCUUUUUAUUUUGACAUACAGAACCAGUCAAAAGUUUGGACACCUACUCAUUCAAGGGUUUUUAUGUUCUACAUUGUAGAACAAUAGUGAAGACAUCAAAACUAUGGAAUCAUGUAGUAACCAAAAAGUGUUAAACAAAUAUUUUAAGUAGGUUCCCAUUUGACAGCGUUGCAUUCUCUCAACCAGCUUCAUGAGGAAUGCUUUUCCAACAGUCUUGAAGUUCCCACAAAUGCUGAGCACUUGUUGGCUGCUUUUCCUUC